This is a messenger RNA of Owenia fusiformis, 570 nucleotides long. Lineage: Eukaryota; Metazoa; Annelida; Polychaeta; Sabellida; Oweniidae. The record is from the annotation of a GenBank genome assembly.
AUUUUACGAAGAUUUACUUCAGAAAAACAUGGAAAGCAACUCUUUAGGUGAAAAAUCGUUCAUUCCUGUCCAAAAUAGGAUUGAUUGUGCAACUGGCCACACCACCAGUGAUCACACGAACGAGAAAACAACAGAUGACAUUGGUGAUAGAGCCAAGGCACAUAUGGAUAGCGUGGCGAAUGACAUUCAAAAUUCCAAGCAGAAGAUGCCCACCACCGUGGAUGGCAUCCACGUGGAUGAGGCUAUUGAAAAGGUAAAGAAUGCUAUUGGUCAUUGUGAUCAGAUACUCGACCUGCUCAGAAAGAUGGCGAAGCUGCAACACUGCAGGGAGAUGAAGAAGACGACAUACCAAAGAACCACUAAACAGUGAAUAGAUGCAAAUAUCUUGUCGGAUGUGACGCAGGACUAAUAUAAAGGUGUACACAAAUCGGGCAAUCGCCAUCUUGAAAAGACAUGCUAAAUAAAGACUCAGAAUUGGAAAACGUAUGUUAGAAUAUUGUGAUAACAAAAAUGUCAGAGAAAUUGUUUUAUAUGUAGAGGCUAAUAAAUUAUUUUCAGACAGAGGCGAGU